UCCAAAGCGCGCACCCGUCAGUGGAGGAGACGAGAGGACAGAAGGCGGCAGAAAGACAAAUAAAACCCAAUUAACCGACUAUUCUGAAAACCGUCACACAAAUUCCAGCCGAGAUGUCAGAGGAAAAGCCCAAGGAGGGAGUAAAGACUGAGAACGACCACAUCAACCUCAAGGUUGCGGGGCAGGAUGGGUCGGUGGUCCAGUUCAAAAUCAAAAGACACACACCGCUCAGCAAACUAAUGAAGGCGUACUGUGAACGACAGGGUCUCUCAAUAAGGCAGAUCAGAUUCAGGUUUGAUGGCCAGCCAAUCAAUGAGACGGAUACGCCUGCACAGCUGGAGAUGGAAGAUGAAGACACCAUAGAUGUUUUCCAGCAGCAGACGGGCGGGCACUGCUAAGUCCUCCCCACCUCAUUGAUGGCCACCCUCAGACCACGCCCUCAGCCACCUUCACUGUCCCUCCCCUCCUCAUUGCUCCUCAUAAACCUAUUAUUAUUAUUGUUAUUAUUAUUAUUAUUAUUAUUUCUUCAGUUUAAAGAUGUCUGUCAUGGUUUUUCGUCAGGUGUGGGCGGGAGGGGGGGCUCCUCAGCUGUUUAUGUACUGUCUCAGCCAGGACUGAACUUUUGUGCGUGUACAGUCUCUGCUGGCCAGUGGGGGCAACGUUUUCCUUCUGGCCCUGCAGGCUGAUUGGACCAACACCGCGCCACAGCUGCUCCUGGUUUGUCAGUGCUUCAUUCACUUUCCAGUGAAAGCUUAGUAUCCAGUAGUUUGUAACGGUUUUCAUGCAGCGGGGUCGAAUGUGGGGCUCUGCAGGUUUUUGUCCAGGGGUCACAGUCAGUGGGCAUGAAAAUAUUUUUGAAGUGGAAGCACUAUCUGAACUUAAUACACACCCGCCUUCCAUUUCACUUCGCUCUCUUGUGUGUUUUUUGUCUCAACAGUGACUCCUGCUCUUUGGUCAAAAAUGUAUUUUAAUUCUCUCCCCCUUUUAGGUGCUUUUGCUAAAGAGUUCUGCAAUGUUUUUGUAUUUUUUUUUUUCCUUCUUUUUUUGUUUUUGUACAGAAGUAUCAGAGUGGAUGUUAGAUAAAUGUUGUGGGGCUUGGACCAAUACUCCAAAGACCGAACUUCUGUUUCAUAUUUGCUUAAAUGGAUUAAAUGGAUCACUCUAAAAGCAAACUGCAAGGUCAAAACUGUAAGAUUUUAAGGGUUUUUUCUUCAUUAAUGUUAUUGGCUUCUUCUUUGACUGCUACUAAUUGAGAAAGAUUGCGGGCAUCCGCGGUACAGGCUAAUAGUCAUCCAGACAAAUACCUGUUCAGGGGUGGGAAAUUUAAUUUGCACCACUGAGGUGCAUCCUUAGUCGGAAUUGGUUGGGGUCUGGCUGUGUAAGGAUGAUCUCUUGAUGUGGAAUACAUAACUUUUUGUUUUCUUUCCCCGUUUUCCGAAAUAACAGGCCAGUGACCAGUCCCUAUGGUAUUCUUACAAGCUGUUCUGCUUGUGGGUUUUCAGGGUGGGCUGUGGGUGGGAGUGACUGGGAGAUUGUUCCUCAGUUCUGUUCUGGGGUCAUCUGUCUCAUCUUUGUAUUGUCCUUGCGAAUGUAGGCUGAUGGGACAACUGAUACUACAUGUGCUUUGAAGAGGAGCAACCUCCAGUUUGAGCAAGGAUAUCCAACAAAAGUCAGUAUGUAUUUUGGCAUGUAUUUUGAAGACACGUUUCUCUGCUUUGUGAACUGUUGAGAUAAUGUUCUCUGGUGUGCACAAGGCAGAAGUUGCAGGUCAUUUAUCUUAAACACCUUUAACUGCAGUUUUGAAAAUGGUGAAGAUGUCUCAAGUGGUGAUGAAUGUCUCCCAAUAUUUUGCAAUUAGGAGAAGGAUGCAUGCUGUUUGUUGCAUAUCAGAGGGGCAGGGAGGUCAACCAAUGGAGUUUGGGAGAUAAGUGUUCUGUACCCACAGGGCCCUGUUCUUUGUACAUGGAUAACUAAGUUGGCUUGAUUUGAUUGUUGAUGGUUCGACAUGAGCUUGGAUUUUUCAGUUCAGUCAUGAUUAAAGUGACAAUGAGUUUUGGAGCCUGUCUGGGCUUCUUCAGAGUGAGUUGGAUUUUUUUUUUUUCUUUUUUUUUUUUUUUUAAACCUAUUUUAAUUUAUUUUCAGAUAAGGCUGCACCUUUCUUUAGAGGCACCAAUCUAUCAGUGUUGCUACAGCUGAAGAGAUUUUAAGUAGUCACCCAUACUAAAAAGUACAAUAAAACAAAACCACUGCAAUUGAGAAAAAAAAUCAAAAUGAUGUUUGGUGCACCAGUAUGAACCAGUGCAUUUUAAGUCUGGUAUAUUGUGAACCAUUGUUAUGUAGACAUUUGCAAUACAGAUUAAACUCUUGUUUUGAGGUAACAGUAUUUGAGGAGUUGUAACUGACCUUUUGAAUUUCAUGUUUUAGUCUCCCUUGACCUUUCAGAUAUGCUCCCAUAUUCUUAAAUGUAGUUUGUUGUAGUUCAGCCGCACUAGAAAGAUGAUGUAAUUUUUAAAAAGUAAUUAAACAGUAGUCUGCAUCAUGUUUUACAGCUGUAUUUUUGUAUGUAUUCUAUAUAGUAAAAACAUUAGUCAGUGCUAGUAAUCAAAUAUUUUUGAAUGAAUAUAUGAAAGACAAAUGGUCAAAAGGUUUCACUCUACUGCUGUCUGCUGUUUGAAGUAUUCACUGCUGUCCCCUCAUUUGUCAAAUUGCUAAAUCUGUGGGUGAUUACUCUCAUAGAUAUGCUGCUGCACAAACCAGUCACAAGUAUUGAUCAUGGUUUCAGCUUUCCUCUCUCACAAAAUUAAGAGCACAGUUAUCAGGACAACCAAAUCAGCCUUCCACUUGCAUCUGAAGAACCAAGUUAGCUGGACAGAGAUCAUUUGAGGUGGCUAACAUGAGCUAAUGAGGUGUAAUGUACAAGGAACGGGGCCCAUGUCUUGUCAUGUUAUUUGUUUCUCUACUGAUUUGUACAUUAUUUGUGGUCUUUUACUACUGUAUACAAUAAAUAUAGUUUGGUACUCAGA
This is a messenger RNA of Toxotes jaculatrix (banded archerfish), 3023 nucleotides long. RefSeq names its product small ubiquitin like modifier 3a (gene sumo3a). Gene Ontology annotation, biological process: protein sumoylation. The transcript has 4 exons. Gene Ontology annotation, cellular component: nucleus. The record is from RefSeq and is a predicted model, not a curated record. NCBI's taxonomy places the organism in Eukaryota, Metazoa, Chordata, Actinopteri, Toxotidae. Gene Ontology annotation, molecular function: protein tag activity; ubiquitin-like protein ligase binding. Bases 114 to 398 code for a protein of 94 amino acids.